Molecule: messenger RNA, 1658 nt
Organism: Cariama cristata (Red-legged seriema)
Lineage: Eukaryota; Metazoa; Chordata; Aves; Cariamiformes; Cariamidae
Product: kell blood group glycoprotein-like
Exons: 14
Biological process (GO): protein processing
Cellular component (GO): plasma membrane
Molecular function (GO): metalloendopeptidase activity
Source: RefSeq, a predicted model, not a curated record
AUGAGGACUCUUCCAGAGACCUCUGACCAGGAGCUGAGAACAGGUGCAAAGAAAGAACGAUGCCUUCAGGGGAAAAGCCUGCUUCUGUGUACACUUCUCAGUAGUCUCCUUGGCUUUACACUGCUUAUCACCUACAUCAUGAUGACUUGUGGUCUAGGAUCCUGUGAUGCCGAACUGGGUCUUACACUGUUGAGCAGUCUCCUGAAUUCCAGGAAUGACACUGUAGACCCCUGUGAGGAUUUCUACAAAUAUGCCUGUGGCAACUGGAAAGGCAAACACUCAAGCAGAACCACAGAAGAAUCACUAAAUGUAUUUGAUGUGUUGUUGGAAGAAAACCAGUUGAUCCUGAAAAGGCUUUUAGAGGGUCCACAGUUUGGGAUAAGAGGCUCAGCUAAGGAGAAAGCAAUCCAUUUCUAUCGCUCCUGCAUGGAUACCCAACGGAUAGAAUCCCAAGGAACUCAACCAUUGAAGGACCUCCUAAAUCAGGUUGGUGGAUGGAAUAUAACAGGUGUGGCGAAAGCAAAAGAUUUUAAUGAAACUCUUCAGACUCUCAUGGGCAGAUACAGCACCUUUCCCUUUUUCACAGUCCAUGUGGGACCUACUCCUUUUGACCUCAAGACCAAUAUUAUUCAGAUUGACAAUCCUGAGUUUGAGAUGCCACCUGAGAGUAAAUUUAAAGAGAAAAAUUAUCUUGAGGUUCUCCGCAUAUAUCUCUCAUAUUUGAAGAAACUGGGGGGCCUACUUGGAGGGCCACAGGAUGGUCCCCCUGAUUCCUUUUCCCUUACCUUGUCCUUCAUCUCUAACCUCCAGCGAGCUGUCACCCCACUGCAGAAAAGACAGCAGAGGGGGAUGCUGUUCUUUCGCACUACCAUUAGGGACCUACAGGAAAAGGCACCUGCUAUUGACUGGCUGUCAUGUCUACAGGCUGUCUUCCAUCCUAUGCCAAUGAACCUCUCUCAGCCAAUUGUGGUGCAUGACAUGGAUUACUUAAGACGCAUGUCACAGCUCAUCGAACAAUGGCACGAUGAAAGGAUUCUUCACAUUUAUAUGAUUGUUUGUCUGGUUGGGAAUCUCUCCCCAGCCCUUGACAGUCGAUUCCAAGAUGCACGCCUGGAGCUAUCUAAGAUUCUUUAUGGAAAAACGGGAUCUAGAAUGGUCCCAGCUGAGCGCUGGAGGAGGUGCUUGUCUGAUACCAGCUCUUUCUUUGAGCCAGUUCUAGGGCAGAUGAUUGUGCAAGAAAUUUUCCCUCAGCAGAACAAGGAACUUGCCGAGCAGAUGUUCUCUGAGAUCCAAGAUGUCCUCUACGGCCAACUGGAUCAGUUGGAGUGGAUGGAUGAACUCACUCGCCAAGUGGCUAAAGUCUUGAUUUCCGAACUACAAGUGGAGAUUGGCUAUCCAGCUCACAUACUCCAGACUGCCAAAGUGAACCUGGAAUACCAGAAUUUACAGAUAAAUGAAGACACUUUUUUCCUCAAUGUGGUGGCUUGCUUGGAAGUACUAAGGGAAAAUUCCUACUUGAAACUCCUUCAGCAUCACUCACAGGAUAACUGGCAUGUGUCCCCCUGGGCGGUGCAUUCAUACUACUCAAUAAGGCACAACAUGGUGGUCUUUCCUGCUGGAAUGUUCCGCAGCCCUUUUUUCCACAUGGAGUUUCCCAG